AUGGAGAACUUAGAUGGCUUGAGCCAGCUGGUUUCAGUUGACCUGUCCUUCAACAAGAUCUCGAAGGUCCAGGAUCUGAGCGGCACUCCAAAGCUCGAGCGGUUGAUGCUCAAGGCCAAUCCGAUCUCCAAAAUCCAGGACUUGGAAGGUCUGAAGGCAUCACGCUCCUUGCGCCAUCUCUCCUUCCAGAACGUGGACAAUUCUGAUGCUUGUCCAGUAUGCUCACUGCCAGAGUACGCCAAGAGCUUGCGAUCGCUUUGUCCCGAGCUGUUGGCCUUGGACUCGAAGCGACUACGACUACCAGACUUGGAUCGUGAGAUUCGACGGCUGGACGAACAGAACGCUGUGGACAUACCCGAGCCACGGCCAUGGUUCUCGGCCGAGGAGCUGGACCUGGGUGAGAUGCAAACAUCGGAGGUCAUCGAGGAGGCGCUGAAGGAUCGCAUAGGAGAGUUCGAGGCAGCCAUGGCCGACUGCAAGCAAGUGUUCAGAGAGGCCUACAGUGCCGACCGCCGCCAGCAGGAUGCAGAAGCUGCUCAAGCAGUGCGGGAGAGGCAGUCUGUCUGGCAGCUGCGGUGCAAGUUAGACCAGUCGCGCCGCGAGGCUCGACUAGUUGCUCGCGCUCUGCAGCAUCAGUAUGCAGACGUGAAGAGGCUGGAGGCCGCAACACGACAAGAGUCUCAAUACGCGGCCCAGUUGGAGUCCAAGGCAGCGCAGCUGUUAGCAAGCAGCCCGGCUGUCGAGCUUCGCUUCCAAGGCGAAGGAGAGCUGGAAAGCCUGCACGACGAGAAUCGCUGCCUACUAAGAGAUAUCCGAGGUUUGCGGCAGUCUGAGAAGGAGCGGCGUGGAGAAGCACUGCGACUCCUUGAGACUGCCGAGGACUGCGCAGCAGUUGCAGAGGUUCCGGUGGAUCUGCUGGGUGCAGUUGGAUGGGGCCAGCUGGAGGUGCAGGAGGCGCAGCUGAGUCUUGCCCGUACCAGCGCGGCGAGGUCUUGUGCUGCCGAGGAGCACGAUUCCCUUCUUUGGGCUUUGCACUCAACUCGCCAAGAGCAUCGUGUGAAGGUGGCACAGCUCGCGACAGACGAAUCGGCUGCACUGUCCGCCAGCGCAGAACGCCGGCACUUCACGGCUGAGAUCGCAGCCUGCUGCGAGGCGGCGGUGUUCCUUCGAAACGAAUACAACGAGCUGCAGGCUGAGUCGGCUCGUGAGCAGGAAGAUGAGAAGGCAUGCAGCAUCGAGCUCCCGGAGCUUGAGUCAAGACAAGAGACAUGCUCUCGGGACUUGCUUACAGAGUCCUUUCUCCUCAACCAGAGCCGCGAAGCAGCGCAGAGCCUUCGAGGACAAGUGGGGCAGAUCGAUGCCGCAUUGAGCUCUGCAGCUGCCAGACGCCGCGGUCUGGUGGCGGAAGAGUGGCGUGGAGACGCACUGCAGGCUGCUGGGCUGCGAGAGCUCGAGGUGCAAACCAGCGAACUGCAGAGUGUUGCAGCGCUGAACCUGAAGCAGAUUCGGGAAAGCCGGACCCUCUAA
Molecule: messenger RNA, 1527 nt
Organism: Symbiodinium necroappetens
Lineage: Eukaryota; Dinophyceae; Suessiales; Symbiodiniaceae
Source: the annotation of a GenBank genome assembly